UGGGAAGCAGCCCGACUGCAGUGUACUCCACGUGCAUUCAAGACAGUCUAAGAUGAGUUGACACAAGGACUUUGUUGACUCCCUCUUCCCCUAAAAGGGUGUGAAAUAUUGUAUGCGCUGAUUCUUUUCAGGAGAGGGCCUUUCACUUUCAGAAGAAUCUCAGUGUUCAUUAUUCAUCAUUUUUUUUAAAGGAGAUUGCUGACCAACUUUUUAGUCUUGUGUGGCAAUGUAGAAGGCAUCUGUUUGAAUUGUAGCAAAAGUUUCUGUGGACAUCAAGAAGUCAUUUUCUCCCAGGAUGUUAAAUCAGGGGGCUGAGAGGGAACAAGGCUCCACAUUGCAGUAGUGUGGGUCCUUCAUUGCAACUGCUCUGCAUUGGUAUCUGCUGGAAGGGAAGGCCAUCACUGGCCUGGUUACAAGGGAGAACAUGUGAAAGCUAUGAUCCUCUUUUGGAAGAGGAUCUUUCCAUAGGAAUAAACCAACACAAUGGAUUGGGGUACCUUGCACACUUUCAUCGGGGGUGUGAACAAACACUCCACCAGCAUUGGGAAGGUGUGGAUCACUGUCAUCUUCAUCUUUCGUGUCAUGAUCCUUGUGGUGGCCGCUCAGGAAGUGUGGGGAGAUGAACAGGAAGACUUUGUCUGCAACACUCUGCAGCCUGGGUGCAAAAAUGUGUGCUAUGACCACUUUUUCCCAGUGUCUCACAUCCGACUGUGGGCCCUGCAACUCAUCUUUGUCUCCACCCCUGCUCUGCUUGUGGCCAUGCAUGUUGCCUACUACCGACAUGAGGCUGCCCGCAAAUUCAGACGAGGAGAGAAGAGAAAUGAAUUCAAAGAUUUGGAAGACAUUAAGAAGCAGAAGGUUCGGAUCGAGGGAGCCCUGUGGUGGACUUACACCAGUAGCAUCUUCUUUCGAAUCAUCUUUGAAGCCUCCUUUAUGUAUGUGUUUUACUUCCUGUACAAUGGGUACCACCUGCCCUGGGUGUUGAAAUGUGGGAUUGAUCCUUGCCCCAACCUCGUGGACUGUUUUAUCUCUAGACCUACGGAGAAAACUGUGUUCACUAUUUUUAUGAUCUCUGCCUCAGUAAUUUGCAUGCUGCUCAAUGUGGCCGAGUUGUGCUACCUGCUGCUGAAAGUGUGUUUCAGGAGAUCAAAAAGAGCCCAGACACAAAGAAACCACCCCAAUCAUGCCCUAAAAGAGAGUAAGCAAAAUGAGAUGAAUGAGCUGAUUUCAGAUAGUGGUCAAAAUAUAACUACUGGUUUUCCAAGUUAGACACCUCAAAGUGCAAUGUAGCCAGUUCCUAACAAAACUGGUAUCUCUCCCAAGGACCCUCUCUCUAGGCUAGAGAUUUUGUCUUUAUAAAUGGCUUUCACAAUAUAUAAAUACUGGAGUUAAUAUCUUAUAGAAUAAUUGUGCCAUUAAUAUGCAACAUGAUCACAUAUGUGGUCCAUCUCUGAAAACUAAGACAGGUUGACAACUGUGCCUUGAAAUUCCUUUCACAUGUCUGUUUUAAAUGGACCAUCUGACAUAGUGGGUAUUUCUUGAGAAUUUAAGACUGUAACUGUUGUUGAUAAAGAAUGUUAUUUAGAAAUUGAAACUUUUAUUAGUAAAAGAUAUUUUUAUAGGAUUGAAUGUUUUAGUUCUGACUUUGAAUUUAUAUAUUUUUAUAAUGACCGGUCUUCCUUACCUGGAAAAACAUAAAAUUUUUGUUUUAGAAUUAUAUCAUCAGAAUCUAAACUUUGAACUUACCGUAUCUUGUUGUAAAUAGUGUUUUGCAUCAUCUAUUGACAAGUUUAUGAACUGUCAUGAUGCUCUUCAGGUAGAAAGUGUUCAUUGUACAAUAUGUUUUUAUGGCUUUCUGAAUGUAGAAAGAGCUGUAUGGAAAUGGGAAACUUUUAAAAACUAGUCCACUUACAGUAGUUGUGAGCUCCCCUCAAUAAAGAUGAGCCCCACUGCUUAAGU
Molecule: messenger RNA, 1959 nt
Organism: Pteronotus mesoamericanus
Lineage: Eukaryota; Metazoa; Chordata; Mammalia; Chiroptera; Mormoopidae
Gene: GJB6
Product: gap junction protein beta 6
Exons: 2
Coding region: 484-1269 (261 amino acids)
Biological process (GO): cell-cell signaling; gap junction-mediated intercellular transport
Cellular component (GO): connexin complex
Molecular function (GO): gap junction channel activity
Source: RefSeq, a predicted model, not a curated record